AUGGAACGGUCAUAUGAGAACAAUCGCAAUACUCGGAGGCGCAGAGCUGACAAAGGCAGAAGAAGUUGGACUAAGCACGAGGAGGAAGUUCUUAUUGUUGCAUUGAAAGAGGUUGUUGCAAAUGGUUGGAAGUCAGAAAAUGGCUUCAAAACAGGGUUUCUCCAGGUUUUAGAGCAAGACUUGGCUAGAAAACUACCAGGUACUGAUUUGAAAGGAACUCCCCACAUUAACUCAAAGAUCCAUGUCUGGAAGAAGGAUUACAGUAGCCUCGUCUCCAUGCUCUCUAGGACGGGCAUUGGAUGGAAUGAUACGACUAAAAUGAUUGAUGCAGAUGAUGAGGCAUGGGCAUCAUACGUAAAGGAAGCAGGGGGUGUGUUACCGGAUGAAGUUGAAGUGGUAGCAGAUUUGGGUGGAGAUGAUCCUGACUGGAUGACGUCUGAAUCAGAAAGUCAAGCACAAGGAUCAACUUCUACUGCGAAAAGUAAAGGAACAAAAAGAAAGUCCACACAAGCAAAUGAAGAUAUGACCUCUGUGUUUCGCGAUUUCUGCACUGAAACUGGGGUACGUUUACGUGAGAUUGCGCAGAAAAUAGGUUAUGAAUAUGAUGUCUCUGCUGCUCGGAAAGAGGUGUAUUGUGAAGUGGGGAAAAUCAUGGGCUUAAAUAUGCAAGAGAAGUUGUUAGUGUGUAAGUUGCUUGUGAGAAAUACUGAGGACUUGGAACUAUUCUUCAGCUUGCCGAACGAUGCAAAAGCAGAAUUUGCACGAAUGAAACUAGCUGGUAAUAUUUAG
Molecule: messenger RNA, 789 nt
Organism: Striga hermonthica
Lineage: Eukaryota; Viridiplantae; Streptophyta; Magnoliopsida; Lamiales; Orobanchaceae
Source: the annotation of a GenBank genome assembly